AUGGACGUGGAGACGCUGACGCAGUCCAUUCUCGCUCGGUCGUCGAACCUUGCCGAGCUCAAGGCUCUGGCCAAGCACCUCAAGUCCUCGUCGUCGCUGCUGAAGGACGCGGUCGACGAGCUUCCUGGCGCCCUGGAAGAGCUUGACUUUACCACACACACCCUCGGUGCUCUCUAUAUCUUUGUGGCCUAUGGCCAGGCGCGCAAGGACAAUGUGAGCCAGGAUGAUGUGACCAACGUAACCAACUUUGUGCUGGCGGCUGACAAGGAGCAGCUCGAGCUCGCGCCCGAGGCAUGCGCGGGGCUGGUGAAGGUUCUGAGCCGGAUGGGCAAGGUGCACGGGGGUAAGGCGGUCAUCCGCCCACUGAUGGAGCUGGCGCGCAAGCUUCCGGGCGUGGUCAACGAGGCGCAUCCAGAGCUGAUGCUGGCGUGCAUCCGAUCGGCGUGCUACGCCGUCGGGUUCAAGAGCUGGCUCGCGACGCCGGUGGACGAGCUCGAGCCGGGAGCGAGCCAGCUGCGGCCGCGCGAGCUGCUGCAGUACCUGUACUACGCAGGCGUGGUGUGCAUCGGAUGCAAGGAGUACGGCGAGGCGCUCGACGCGUUCACGCUGCUGUUCUCGGUCCCGUACGUGCUCGCUUCGCUGCUCGAGCACGGCAAGGUUGUGCCGCUGCCCAAGUAUGUGCCGGAUAUGGUGGCAAGGCACCUGCGUGCGUUUGGCGAGGCGUAUGACGCGCUGGCGGCAGCGUUUGCGGGCGGAGAGCCCGAAGCGCUUGACGCCGCACUCGUCGAGCACGGCCCGGCGCUGGUCGACGACGGGAACUGGGGUCUGGCCAAGCUCGCCCGCCACGCGCUCACCCAGCGCCGCAUCCACGAUCUCACCGCCACCUACGUCACGGUCUCGUUGGAGUCCAUCGCGGCGUCGGUCGGCCUCGCCUCACCCGACGACGCCCUCGUCCACGUCCUCGCCAUGAUCCGCCGCGGGCAGAUCCACGCCUCGGUCAACGAGGCCACCGGCAUGGUUCAGUUCCACGCCGAUCCCGAGACCUUUGACGAUGCCCGCACCAUGCGCAAGCUCCACGAGACGAUCGCCGCCUGCGCCGACCUCACCCGCAAGGUCCGCAACCUCGACACAGACCUCUACCUCGAUCCGCAGUACAUCUACAAGGCCGAGCUCGCCCACAAGACCCGCGGUGCCGGUGAGCUGGAGGACCACUUUGCGGCCACCAUCGGCGCCUCGAUCGAGCGCGAGGAGUCGACCCCAGGCUCAUCGUCCAGUCGCCACGCUCCGUACUAA
Thecamonas trahens ATCC 50062 is the source of this 1293-nucleotide messenger RNA. Its product is annotated as COP9 signalosome complex subunit 3. Bases 1 to 1293 code for a protein of 430 amino acids. Gene Ontology annotation, cellular component: COP9 signalosome. The record is from RefSeq and is a predicted model, not a curated record. The transcript has 3 exons. Lineage: Eukaryota; Apusomonadida; Apusomonadidae. Gene Ontology annotation, biological process: ubiquitin-dependent protein catabolic process.